AUGGGUGUCACGCCGGUCAAGAAGACACCGUCCAAGACGGGCCGCUCCCCGGCGCGCGAUCGUCGCUCGCAAUCCCGAAGCAUUAAGGAGAGCGAUUCCAUUGCCAACCCGCUUCAAAGAACUCCAAACCAUGGCCAUAAUAGGGAAUCGUCAUUCUCGCACACUCUUCCGACAGACGAGCAAAAGCGCAGCAAUGGCCGAGUCGUUGGCCGCAGCCUCAUCAUGUGGGGGCGUCCCAGAAUGGCCGAGAAGCUACUGCUACAUCUUCACUACGAAUGUACUCGACACAAGAUCGUCUUGCCCUGGGAUUCCAUUGCCCAUAGGCUCCACCCCGGCUCCUCUGGAGCUGCCGUUGUCCAGCAUCUCAAUCGCGUGCGGAAAGAGUUGAUUAGAGAGGGACACCUUGUACCGCCGGUUUGCCAAAAGCCCUGCUCCAACUCUGGUGUUGACCCCAAUAUCCGUGGCUUUGUGCGUCAGAACCCCAAUGGUGACGACAAGGACAGCAUUCGUGCUAUUCGCUUUGAUGAGAAGUACGAAGAUCUGAAGUUCAACCUCCCGGACACUUUUCAUGAUUCUGGUGAUGAGGAUGAGUGCAUGCCGGAUUCGCCUAGCCCCAUUCGUAUACAGCAACCACAAUUCUGCAGUGGUCCUCCAAGCGUUACCGAUGAGUCUGUCAACAGUCUCCACCGCUUCGAGCAAAGUUGGUCUCCCCAGAGUAGCUUCUGUUCCCCCACUAGGCAGCAGAGAUCUGAGAUGGGCGAUCUGGAGUUGGAGAGGCCGCUCUUGACUCGGUCGUUUGACACUCUCACCUCUGCGGGAUCUGUUCCGACCUCGGCCGCUCCCACCUCAGCGCCGACUCACGGCCAAUGGCAAGAGAAUUCUUGGUCCCAAUACUCGCCAAUGGGCCUUUAUCCAUACGAGAAGCGCCAUACGGAUUUCCCUACUUCCAUGCCGGGCUACUUUACCCUGCCCGCGAAUUACUCCAUGUUUUCGACCGACGAGUCCUUCGCUGCGUGGCAGGAGGAGCUUGUGACGCAGACCGAUCGCUCGCAGGUCCCAGCGCACCUGAAGUACGAAGAUGAACUUCCCACCGCGAUGAAUGAUGCUCCUGACGAUGCAUGUCAAGGCACAGAUGCAGGUGUUGGAACAGUCACCGUCGAAGCAGCCGACUGGGCGACCUCAUUCUGCGAGAUUUUGCAAUAA
This is a messenger RNA of Cordyceps fumosorosea ARSEF 2679, 1203 nucleotides long. RefSeq lists its product as hypothetical. Bases 1 to 1203 code for a protein of 400 amino acids. The record is from RefSeq and is a predicted model, not a curated record. Lineage: Eukaryota; Fungi; Ascomycota; Sordariomycetes; Hypocreales; Cordycipitaceae. The transcript has 4 exons.